Messenger RNA from Coprinopsis cinerea okayama7#130, 816 nucleotides. RefSeq lists its product as hypothetical. Lineage: Eukaryota; Fungi; Basidiomycota; Agaricomycetes; Agaricales; Psathyrellaceae. The record is from RefSeq and is a predicted model, not a curated record. The transcript is spliced from 3 exons. The coding region runs from base 1 to 816 and encodes 271 amino acids.
AUGUCUGCUCCUAUCGAUCACAAUGUACCUCACCCCAACUUGGACGACGUUGAUGUUCCGGUCGAGCCCAACCUCGACGAGUACGUCCGCACGGCCGACUUCGACAACGAGUGUCACAAAAAGGCUCGCAUUCUCGCCAACUCAUCCUCUGAAGAGGGCAGUAGCUCCGGGGAUGACCUCUGUCCUAGCGACGACAGUGUCUCGAGUGCCACCACUUCCUCGUCCUGCCCAUACGAUGUUUCCAAACUCGAAGCCCUUCUUUACUACGCUGGCUUGGGACCCAAGGGACACGGACCCAAGCUCAUCUACAGAACGUCUGAUGACGUUUUCGAAGCACCCUCUGGCCCUGAGGCGUACAACCGUCUUAUGAGGAUUGUCGCAGUUCCUGAUACCUUCGAGUUCGGUACGGAUGUUACAUGGGAUAAGGUUCGGGAUCAGGUUGUGAUGCUGCUCGACCGGAGGAACAUCAAAGUUACGCUCGUCGAUUUCGUCCGAUUCACUUGGUUGAAGAAGCCAGUAGACCGGGAGAUCGACGACGACGACGACGACGACGAUGCGAAGGAAGAGGAAGAGUUGAACUAUGACGACAUCCCCCGCAUCCAGACCGUCGAGUACGGAGACCGCCAUUACACAAACCCGACAAUCUGGAUCGGGGUCUUGCCCGACACACUCACCGGUAGUGUUGCUCAUGAGUCCUCCCUCGACAUCCGUGCCUACCUCGACUCGCUCCACAUCCAGAACGUCGACAUCGCUUACAGGGUGUCGCGAAGAGCGAACACUAAACCAAACCAAAGACCAGUAAUGCGGAGCAGAUAA